This is a messenger RNA of Lindgomyces ingoldianus, 604 nucleotides long. RefSeq lists its product as uncharacterized. The transcript has 2 exons. Bases 101 to 604 code for a protein of 167 amino acids. Gene Ontology annotation, molecular function: carbon-sulfur lyase activity. Lineage: Eukaryota; Fungi; Ascomycota; Dothideomycetes; Pleosporales; Lindgomycetaceae. The record is from RefSeq and is a predicted model, not a curated record.
GCCUGGUCAACCGCAAAAUCUGAUCUGAUCCUCAACUCCACGCUUUUCUUUCCUACCAAGGACACACAACGCCCACCUUCAAGUCCCCUUGAAGAGCACAAUGUCCGAGCCCAAAAACCCCUACACUGGCGCACCCUCCCUCUACCCUCCUUCCAUGUUCUCCACCUCCAUGUCCGGAACCUGUCUCUGCAAAGCUAUAGCUGUAACCAUCAGCGACUCGGCGCUAUUCACAACGCGCAGAGGGCACCUGUGCCAUUGCUCUAAUUGUCGGAAAAUUUCGGGCUCGUAUGUCGCUGCUAAUUUCGUGAUUGAGAAAGAGAAAGUCGAGGUUAAGGAUAGAGAGGGGACGCUGAAGAAGUUUGAGGAUUGGGAGACUGGCAGUGGGAAUGUUGUGAUUAGGGGGUUUUGUGGCAGGUGUGGGUGUCCGGUAUUUUCUGAGUCUGCAAUCACACCAGAUAAGAUCAUCCUUAAAAUGGGACUUUUCCCUCGCAUCCCGGCACCGGAAGCGGAGAGCUUUGCCGAACAUCGACAUGAAUGGCAGGGUAAGCAUGACGGGGUUGUGCAGUUUGCGACCGUGAGGGGUGGGAGGAGGCUGGGGGGGUAG